Messenger RNA from Arabidopsis lyrata subsp. lyrata, 953 nucleotides. Its product is annotated as photosystem II repair protein PSB27-H1, chloroplastic. NCBI's taxonomy places the organism in Eukaryota, Viridiplantae, Streptophyta, Magnoliopsida, Brassicales, Brassicaceae. The transcript has a single exon. The record is from RefSeq and is a predicted model, not a curated record. The coding region runs from base 195 to 719 and encodes 174 amino acids. Gene Ontology annotation, biological process: photosystem II repair; photosystem II assembly. Gene Ontology annotation, cellular component: photosystem II; chloroplast thylakoid lumen.
AAAAAAAUCUUGACCUGGCAGUGAGGUCCAUUGCUUGGCUCUGCAUCAUGUGUCAUCCUCAAAAACCAUACAAUCUUGAUAAGAAGAUAAGGGACACGUGUCAAAAAACCAACACCCACAAACUCAUUUUCCCGAUUUACUAACGCUCAACAAAACUCUUUCAUUCUCUUACACCUUUUCCCCGAGUUCCGACAAUGGCUUCAGCUUCAGCGACAGCUACUCUUCUCAAACCCAAUCCUCCGCCGCAUAAACCGACCAUCAUCGCCUCCUCCGUAUCCCCGCCUCUUCCUCCUCCACGUCGCAACCACCUCCUCCGCCGCGAUUUCCUCUCCCUAGCGGCAACAUCCACGCUUCUAACACAAUCGAUUCCGUUUCUAGCUCCGGCGCCAGCUUCCGCCGCUGAAGAUGAAGAGUACAUUAAAGAUACGUCGGCAGUGAUCAGUAAAGUUAGGAGUACGCUUUCGAUGCAGAAGACAGAUCCAAAUGUGGCCGAUGCGGUGGCGGAGCUGAGAGAAGCGUCGAAUUCUUGGGUUGCAAAGUACCGGAAAGAGAAAGCUCUUCUCGGAAAAGCUUCUUUCCGGGAUAUUUACUCGGCGUUGAAUGCUGUUUCAGGUCAUUAUGUGAGUUUUGGUCCGACGGCUCCGAUUCCGGCGAAGAGGAAGGCGAGGAUUCUUGAAGAGAUGGAAACUGCUGAGAAGGCUCUCUCAAGAGGAAGAUGAAAAAUUGCAGUGAGACCUGACAAUUUCUUCUUCUCCUCCAUUUUCUUGUUGAUGAAAAUUUAUUUUCCUAAAAAUGCCAAUCAAAUUAUAUGAGAAGAGAAACUUGAAUUGGCUCGCAAUCGCAUGCCAUUUUUUUUUCCCUGUAAAAUACUUAUCAAUAUCCUGCAUGAUAAUUACUUGAUUAUCAUUUAUCAGCGAUAGCUUAUCUAGUAAUAUCGAAUUCCAUUUUCUCAA